GGAGAGAGUGGAGGAGGGGUGGAGAGUGUGAGCAUCUUUUGCAGUCGUUCAGGCUGGCAGAGAGGCAGUUUGAUUGGCUGAGGGGAAGAAUAGCGUCACGGCCACACUGAGGGGAGCUCUGAGGAUGCACGGCUGAGCUGGGAGGAAACACAUUACAUUCACUGGGAGUUUGCAUGGAGAAGAGCUGAGCCUUCAACCAGCUGCACACUGGGAAGUGACAUCUUCUGCAAAUUAAUACGACCCUCAGGUGAUAUCGUCUGGACUCAAACAUCACCUUAAGGACUCUUCAUAUCCAGCCGUCGUUGAUCCGUCUGCUCUAACAGCUCUCCAGCUAUGAACUACCUGCGCCGGCGUCUCUCUGACAGCACCUUCAUCUCCAACCUACCCAAUGGCUACAUGACGGACCUCCAGAGGCCUGAUCCCGCUCAGCCGCCUUCCCCAGCUACAGCAGCCCCACCCAAAUCUCCCACGGUGGGGUCGACGCCGCCUGUCACCUCCCCUACCCCCUCCCCGGCCCCGGAGAGGAAACCCCAGCCGUCCCAGUCCAGCGGGGCAGGCUUCUUCAGCUCCAUAACCAAUGUAGUCAAGCAGACUGCUGCCUCAGCAGGGCUGGUGGAGCAGUCCGCGGUCACGACAGCCAAGAAGUUCAAGAUCCUCCUGGUCAUCGAUGAACCACAGCAGGAAUGGGCCAAACUCUUCAGAGGGAAGAAAGUGCAUGGAGAUUAUGACAUCAAAGUCGAACAGGCUGAGUUCAGUGAGAUCAACAUCAUAGCUCAUGCCAAUGGGAGCUGUAAUGUGGACAUGCAGGUUCUGAGAAAUGGUACCAAGGUGGCCAGGUCAUUCAAGCCUGACUUUGUCCUUAUCCGCCAGCACGCCUUCAGUAUGACCCAGAAUGAGGACUUCCGUAACCUGAUCAUUGGUCUGCAGUAUGGAGGCAUCCCCAGUAUCAACUCCCUGGAGUCCAUCUACAACCUGUGUGAUAAGCCCUGGGCGUUUGCACAGCUAAUAAGCACCUACAGGAAGCUUGGUGCAGAGAAGUUCCCUCUGAUUGAACAGACCUUCUAUCCCAACUACAAGGAUAUGGUUGCCAUGCCAACGUUUCCUGUCGUUGUGAAAAUUGGGCACGCUCACUCAGGAGUAGGAAAGGUGAGGGUAGAUAACCACAGUAAAUUCCAGGACAUCGCCAGUGUGGUGGCUCUCACCCAAACCUACACCACCACUGAGCCUCUCAUUGACUCCAAGUACGACAUCAGGAUCCAGAAGAUUGGCAAUGACUACAAAGCUUACAUGAGGACCUCAAUCUCUGGCAACUGGAAGACCAACACAGGCUCAGCCAUGCUGGAACAAGUGGCCAUGACUGACAGGUACAAGCUGUGGGUUGACACCUGCUCAGUGAUCUUCGGAGGGUUGGAUAUCUGUGCUGUCAAAGCCAUUCAUGGGAAGGAUGGGAAAGAUUACAUAACGGAGGUGGUGGGGUCCUCCAUGCCACUGGUAGGAGAGCAUCAGGCAGAGGACAGGCAGCUCAUCACUGACAUGGUGGUAGCCAAGAUGAACCAGGCAGUAGGACGGACACCCACUGGGUCCCCUAACAGACCUACCACCAUGCAGCCAUCACAGAGUGGUGGCCAGAAGGACCUCGUGGUUGAUCCCAAGACUGGCACUGCACACCCUCCUCAAGGGGGCCGGGUGGAACCCCAAAGUCCCAGACCUGAUCCAAAGUCAACUCCUAAAGCUUCUGCUAAGGACUCAAGCCAGAGGCCUACCCCAACCACACAGCAGCCCCAGUCAGCGAGUCAGGGAAAGCCCAGACCAGGAGUUCUGGGGGCUCAACAAACACCUCCAGCACAGCCUGCCAAGCCUGCACCCCCAAGACAGCGCAACUCAGCGCCUCAGCUCCAACCCGAGUUCAAGGCACCUCCACAGGCCUCAGCCCUGCCCCAGCCUGAGCCACUGGCCCAACCCCAAAAUGAGCCAACGACUCAGGCACAACAGAAGGACCUGAGCCCUGAGCAGAGCCAGCCUCCAGUGGUAGAGCAGCCAACAGCAGAGGAAAAAGCACAGGCACAUCCAUCGCUGAAUAAAUCUCAGUCCCUGACCAAUGCCUUUGGUCUGAAGGAAACAUCCUUCUUUCGUACAGCCAGUGAAGAUGUGGCUAAAGCCGAGACCAUGCGCAACUUGAGGAAGUCUUUUGCAAGUCUGUUCUCUGACUAGACGCAGUGUGGGUUGAAUAUCCCUGAAACAGAGGGAAUGAAACAUGAGGUACCAAAACCAGUCUCUGUGUCAUCAACUUCACAAAGUGUUACAGUUAACCUCCUUCCUGUUUAUCUAGAUACAUACAUACUGUGCAUGCUAUAUCAUUACAGUACUACAAUUGAUGGUAUGACUUGUUGAGAUGCAAGUCGAGAGAUGUAAAGUUUGUGUUGAUCAUGCAGUAGUGUGGGUGUCACUGUUGGGCAGAAGAGCAUCAAACCAUCUGUAAUGUGCAUUUAUGACUUUUGAAUGUUGUAGCUUUAUUGUAAAUGUGUUUAAUAGUUUGAAUGUGUACGGUCUGCCAUUAGCAUAAGCAUAAUAUUUUAGUGGUAUUGUGAUAGGCAUUUGGCUUUGUUUGUAGACAUUAUUGUUGACAUGAGUAUAUCCACUGAUGUUUUCUGCAGUCCUACAACUCUUAAUAAAGUUACCAUGCAUCAAUAA
Oncorhynchus masou masou (cherry salmon) is the source of this 2691-nucleotide messenger RNA. It is a transcript of the gene syn2a, whose product is annotated as synapsin IIa. Gene Ontology annotation, biological process: neurotransmitter secretion. The record is from RefSeq and is a predicted model, not a curated record. Gene Ontology annotation, molecular function: ATP binding. The transcript is spliced from 13 exons. Bases 334 to 2211 code for a protein of 625 amino acids. Lineage: Eukaryota; Metazoa; Chordata; Actinopteri; Salmoniformes; Salmonidae. Gene Ontology annotation, cellular component: synaptic vesicle; synaptic vesicle membrane.